This is a messenger RNA of Cyphellophora europaea CBS 101466, 1257 nucleotides long. RefSeq lists its product as uncharacterized. Gene Ontology annotation, cellular component: cytosol. Bases 1 to 1257 code for a protein of 418 amino acids. Gene Ontology annotation, biological process: regulation of intracellular signal transduction; cellular response to L-arginine. The transcript has a single exon. Lineage: Eukaryota; Fungi; Ascomycota; Eurotiomycetes; Chaetothyriales; Cyphellophoraceae. The record is from RefSeq and is a predicted model, not a curated record.
AUGAUUGAUUCAGUCAAUCUCGUGUCUGCACAGAUCUCUCUGCUGGAACCCCGACUCGCGUUGAUCCAUAUUCCCAUCGAGCUAUAUUCCCUCUUCCUGCAACCCAUCCUGCAGCUCCUCUUCGGGGAAGACCACGAUGAGGACGCCGCGUCCGUACCGUGGACGAACCGCCAUGAAUUCCUGAACGUUUCAAUCACCCCGGAGGGCUGUUCCGUGAUAUGUACACGGUAUUUGGCGGAUAAGUACAUGGUUCCGAUAAAACGCCAGUACGAGAAUAUAGCUUCAGGCGUCGAGAAUUUCGAUGAAGACUAUAUAGUCAUCCAGGUCGACGGUCAAGGUCUCGAUGCGGGACAGAGGGUGCUAGAGCUGACCUCACCCUUGGCAAUGGCCGGCAUAUCCAUUUUCUUCAUCACGACAUACUUUUCGGACUAUAUUCUGGUGCCCUCGCGCGCGCGCCGGACCGUCACCAAGGCACUCGAGCAACGAGGCUUCGUCUUCUCUCAGUCCGUGGAUGCAUUCGUGUCUCAGCUGUCACCAACACUGCCAUUUACAGGCCAUCAUGAGCGAGUGCCUUCAUCACCGUCGAGCGUCGGCAAUGGCAUACCGUCAACACCGCCGGCCAAAGACCUUCCAGAGCUUCAGCGGCGAACCUUCACCAAGCUCAAGAAAAGCAACAUCGUUCCGUACGUCGAUCGCGAGCUCCGCUUGAUCAACUGUGCGGGAAACUGUGAUGACGCUGCAGCUCAAGAGACGUUGAAAAACGACCUUUUGCAGGUCCUCUUGUCCACAUCGCCAACCAAAUUGAAACGGAAAUGCCCGGGGAAGCAAGCAAACGGCAACGGUGUCGGUCAUGGCAGCGUGUCCGAUAACUCAUCAUCGUUCAUCUCCAUCACAAUCACGGGCAACGAACCAAUCUCCAUCUUCCUCGAAACCCGCCUGCUCGAGCGCCUGGGAAAGACGCUGCUUGGUGCGAACACGCCUGACCCGGAGAACACACUGGUUCCCAUCACCUUCGACUUGCAAGCACUGCCGAUGGAAGCCACGGGUAUCGUAUGCGGCGUGGCAGGAUGUCUUGCGGCCGGAAAUACCGGUGCGAGCAAGGAGCUCGGACAGAAACGAGAGGAAUGCGAUGGCGCGUUGGACAUAACCUUCUUAAGCACGGCUAAGGCUGGAACGGUGCUGGUCAAGGAGAGCGAUUUGGAUCGAGCCAUAGCGGCGCUUGAUUUCGGCAUACGGGAGGUUGAGGUGCUUGCGUAG